CCCCGAAGCCGAAGAAAAAAGAGGCUGUUAAGAAGCUCAGCUUUGGAGAGGAUGACGAGCUGGCUCCUGAUGCCCUCUGGGAUGCGGGUCCGGAGGCACCUUCCACUCCCCAGACUGACAGGACCCUGGAGGUGAGUGGCAUGGCCCCACUGCAGACCACACCACCCUCCCAGAAGAAGUGGGUCCUGAAGCGGCCUCCUGUCCUGGAGGACUACAUCAAUGUGACAUCUACCAAGGGCACCAGAGUCUUCAUGGUUGUGAGGGAUGAUCCCUCCAGGACAGGGGUGGAGCUCCCCGAUUCCCUGGGCUGGAACGCACGCAGGCCGCUCCACUUGCUGGGGGUGCCUUUCUCCUACCUGAAGGAACAAGUGGAUGAAGAGCGGCGCAGGCACGUCCUGGAGGCAUCACAGCAGCUGACAGAGAUAAUCCACAGUUGCCUCGAGAGCGUGGCCAGCACUGAGAGCCAGGAGCCCAGUGGGGAAGCAGGUCCAGCAGAUGGGGAGGAGUCUGCCCUGCAUUGCCUCUGGGUGGACAAGUUCACUCCCCGGCGCUACGUGGAGCUGCUCAGCGAUGAUUACACAAACCGUUGCCUUCUGAAGUGGCUGAAGCUCUGGGACACGGUGGUGUUUGGGAAGGAGAAGGCUGUGAAGAAGGCCAAGCCCAGCACUGAAGCUCGUCAUCAAUUCAGCCAGCCCAAGGAGCAGCAGAGUAAGUGGAAAACGAAGGUGCAGCUCACAGAGGAGAUUCUGGAGGCUGAGCUGGACCAGUAUAAGAGACCAAAAUACAAGGUAGCCCUGCUCUGUGGCCCACCGGGCUUGGGGAAGACCACGCUGGCCCACGUGGUGGCGAAGCACGCCGGCUACAACGCCGUGGAGAUGAAUGCCAG
This is a messenger RNA of Merops nubicus (carmine bee-eater), 886 nucleotides long. It is a transcript of the gene CHTF18, whose product is annotated as CTF18, chromosome transmission fidelity factor 18 homolog (S. cerevisiae). The transcript is spliced from 7 exons. The annotation marks the transcript as partial. Gene Ontology annotation, cellular component: nucleus. The record is from RefSeq and is a predicted model, not a curated record. Lineage: Eukaryota; Metazoa; Chordata; Aves; Coraciiformes; Meropidae. Gene Ontology annotation, molecular function: DNA clamp loader activity; ATP hydrolysis activity; single-stranded DNA helicase activity.